This is a messenger RNA of Alternaria rosae, 1861 nucleotides long. Its product is annotated as benzoate 4-monooxygenase cytochrome P450. The transcript is spliced from 4 exons. Gene Ontology annotation, molecular function: oxidoreductase activity, acting on paired donors, with incorporation or reduction of molecular oxygen; iron ion binding; heme binding. The record is from RefSeq and is a predicted model, not a curated record. The coding region runs from base 128 to 1648 and encodes 506 amino acids. Lineage: Eukaryota; Fungi; Ascomycota; Dothideomycetes; Pleosporales; Pleosporaceae.
UACGCGGUCCGACCACGAUAGGUAUAUAUCAACUUCAGCUGCGAUGCAUCCUAUUGCAAUGACGGUCGUCAGCAGAAUCUCAUCAGGACCGUAAGUCAGAGUUAUCUGGCUCUAUCGACAUUGUGCAAUGACGGAUACAAGCAAUAACGCUGCGCUUGGCCUCUCACUGUCGUCGUUGCUACCAAGCGGGGCGCAUCCGAUAGUAGCAAGCGUGUUGCUUAUCUUGGUUUCCACAUUCGUAUACGGCUUCUACAAUGCGUUUCUGCAUCCGCUUCGCCACUACCCCGGUCCUCUGCUCUGGCGAGCCUUCCGCAUCCCCCAUGUCGUCUCAACACAUCGUGGAGAGAUUCACAAACGACUCACUGAAUUCCAUACCAAAUAUGGACCCGUCGUGCGUGUGGCUCCCAACGAGCUGUCCUAUGCCAGCAGCCGCGCGUUGAAAGAUAUCUACGUCACCCGCCCUGGCCAUCUGCCAUUCGAGCGUAACCGUACUUCGUUCAAGAAGCAGACCCCGACGGAUCCAAACUCCAUCGUGAACUGGCAUGAAGGAGACCACGCGAGAUACAAACGGGCAUUCGCGAAUGGGUUCUCGGAGAAGAUCUUGAAAGAACAGGCACCGAUCAUUGAGAGCUACGUUGACCUCUUCAUGACACAGCUAAAGAAAAGGAAGACCAUCGAUCUUGAGAAGUGGCUGAACUAUCUCACCUUCGAUAUAUCCGGCGACUUCACAUAUGGCGAGUCCUGGAAUUGUGUCGCGAACGGCAAAGCGCAUGCCUGGGUCGACAUAUCCCAAGACUUCGGUAAAGGCCUUGCUUUGAUCCAGUCAACCAACAUGUAUCCGCCCAUCGAUAAGCUACUCCGCUACAUCAUUCCCAAGCGCAUUUUGAAAAGGAGCAUGGAACACCGAAAGAUGAGCUUUGAACAGGCUCGAAAGAGGAUAGCCAUGGAUACAGAGCGUCCAGACUGGGUAACGCCGACCAAGAAGUACAGCGACCUCAAAGAUCCCUUUACCGGCCCGGAGUGGGGCAUAAACCUGCUCGUACUCGCCUUCGCCGGGAGUGAGACUUCAGCUAGUGCCUUGACUGCUAUCAUCAGAUCCUUGGUACAGCAUAAGGGUGUUCUGCAUCGACUCACCGCGGAGAUCAGGGGAACUUUCCAGAAAGAGAGUGACAUCACAGUGGCAACAACAGGCAACCUGACCUACCUCAACGCAGUCAUCUCAGAAGGCAUGCGCCUUAACCCUCCCGUCGUCAUCGGAGUCCCACGUAUCGCACCUGCAGGCGGCGACAUGGUGUGCGACAAGUGGGUUCCUGAAGGGACCUACGUGGCCUUCAAUCAAUUCUCCGCCUAUCGACAAUCCUACAACUUCCGCAACCCAAACUCCUUCAUGCCGGAGAGAUUUCUGGACCCAAAGUCGUAUCACGAAGAUGACAUGGACGUGUUCCACCCUUUCCUGGUGGGCAGACACAAGUGCGUGGGUGUCAGUUUUGCUUGGUCUGAGAUGCGUCUUAUUCUUGCGAGGCUAGUGUGGAGCUUCGAUAUCAAGCUUAAGGACGAGCGUGAUAGGUGGGAUUGGGGUGAACAGUGUACCUACAUCCUUUGGGAUAAGAAGCCCCUCGAGGUCAUUCUGGAUCAUGUCAACAAGUAGGCAAUGAAUCUUACUCACAUUAGGCGAAUUUGUAAGGUAAAAUGACGGAGUCCUUCGGUAAUGGCUUUUGUAGACUCAUUUCGCAAGUAUUCUACUUACUUCUAUACGCUCCGUACUCAUCAUAUCUCCUGGAAGCGGAGUGCCAAUCGUGGCUCACUUAUGCUAGUACUGAUGCAAGUGCUCCUCCUGGACGAGCAAACCGAUCUGACACAA